AUGGACAAAGACUCUAGAACUCCGUCACUGGUGGGGAUCUCCGUGAGGAGUAUCAAUGACUCAGAAAACCCAGAUUUCAACGAGGAGAAACGUCCCGGCAUGGGGCGGUCGUCGUCGCAAUUGCUGGAAAAGAUCAGUUCAUCUUCACAGGUAAGCAAACUGGACUCCGCGUACACCAGCGUGGACGAGCUGAACCGCGAAGGCGCUCUCUUGACCGACGACAACGAAGUUGACCUCGACAACGUGGUGCACGGCAAACUGCACGAGGCCGACGACCUCAAGAAGUCGUUGCUGCGCAAGAACAGGAGACCGCGCCAAAACCCAAAAAAUGUGCCCGGGGACUCCUCAUCAUCCGUAUCGGUUGCUUCAUCGUCGUAUUCGCCCUCUCAGAGCCGGAGCUCGUCGCUGGUAACGUCCACCGACCCUGUGGUGCAAGGGAGCGUGGCCAAGGCUCGUGCUGGAGGCAACUUCAAUCUCUCUGCUCGCGAUUCCGACGCCUCAUUUAGCGGCCACAAGAGUGAAGACAAGAUUCGUAACUCCUACGGUGAGUUUAUCGCCAACAAGUCUCAUCGUCCUCAUUUGGCGGGCGGUGAAUCGUACCAGAGCACCAAGCACGGUGACACAGAGAGUCCCACAGAGCGCUCUGGCAGAACUUCCCGCAAAGAAGACGCUUCCAGAGGCUUCUUGAGGUCCUUGUCGCGCUCCUUGAGUCGUGAUCCCAAAAAGGUACAAGAGCGAGAACAAUUGGAAGAUGCUGUUAUGUAUAGUACCAACAACUAUAGCAUCUCCAGAAUCGAUCUCGAAAACGCUCCGCACGUGAUCAAAGAGGAAAUUGAAGAAGAACAAGAUCAAGGAGCGCUAUUAAACGAUGAAGGUGACGAAAGAUACAGUGCCGAUCUUCAAGAGGCUGCCUCUGACAAAGUACAGAAGUUGUAG
Molecule: messenger RNA, 936 nt
Organism: Lachancea dasiensis
Lineage: Eukaryota; Fungi; Ascomycota; Saccharomycetes; Saccharomycetales; Saccharomycetaceae
Source: the annotation of a GenBank genome assembly